Magnolia sinica is the source of this 1888-nucleotide messenger RNA. Its product is annotated as pentatricopeptide repeat-containing protein At4g38150. The transcript has 2 exons. Lineage: Eukaryota; Viridiplantae; Streptophyta; Magnoliopsida; Magnoliales; Magnoliaceae. The record is from RefSeq and is a predicted model, not a curated record. The coding region runs from base 87 to 1391 and encodes 434 amino acids. Gene Ontology annotation, molecular function: protein binding.
GUCUUUUUGCCAAAACCCUAAGCCCCCACGCAUGCCCUUGUGGUGAAGAAGAAGAAGAAAGAGGAAGGAAAGUAAACUCAGUCAUCAUGCAAUCAAAGGGUAGUAGGCUUCUCUUUUAUUCUCUUUUGAAAUCUCUCUCUCAUUCACCUCAAUCUGCUAAUCAUCUUCCAUACAACCACCUGUCCACCUUAAUCUCUCUCUCCCAUCAUCAUCUUUUUCUUCCAGUUUUACCCUCCACCCAUUUUAGCACAAUCCCAAACAGACCCAUGAGAGGUGAAAAACCAGAUGAUCGAUCAUCCGAAGAUCUUCUCCGACGAUUCGAUCUCGAUGAUGGCGAUGAUGACGUCGAGAAUAUGAAAGGAACCCGCCCAAGGACUUCGACCCAAUUCUCCAACAGACCCAUGAGAGGAGAGACAAGAGACAAUCGAUUAGACGAUUUUUUCCUCAGAAAAUUCGAUCCCGGCAGCAGCGGCAUCGAUGAUGUGGGAAGGGCGAAAAAUACCCGCCAAGAUUUUCCCGCCCCAAUACCCAAAAGACCCAUGAGAGGAGAAAAUAGAGACGGGCCUCGUGAUCUUUUCACCCGAAAAUUCAAAAUUGGUGAUGAUGUUGCAGAUGAAAUUACGGAGAAAGCCCAGCAAAAUGCUCCGACCCAAAUGCCCAGCAGACCCAUGAAAGGAGAAAAGAGAGGGGAUCAGUCCGAUGAUCUUCUCUUCCAGAAAUUUGAGUAUGAUGGUGACAUUGACCGUGACAAGAUAUUGAAGAAAGCCCCCCAAAGCCCAUCGAGUGGAAUCUCUGAAACUGAAGCACCAGCCCCGGAUUCAUCGCCUCAUGAUCCGGAUGAAAUUUUUAAGAAAAUGAAGGAAACAGGCCUCAUCCCGAAUGCCGUUGCAAUGCUUGAUGGCCUCUGCAAAGACGGGUUGAUCCACGAAGCCAUGAAGCUUUUUGGGUUGAUGCGGGAAAAGGGUACGAUCCCAGAAGUUGUAAUUUACACCGCUGUAGUUGAAGGUUUCUGUCAGGCGUCGAGGUUCGAAGAUUCGAAGAGAAUUUUUCGGAAGAUGCAGAAUAACGGGAUUUCUCCAAACGCCUUCAGCUACAAGGUUUUGAUUCAGGGACUGUGUAAAGGGAGAAAAUUGGAGGAUGCGAUUGAAUUUUGCAUUGAGAUGUUGGAGGCUGGGCAUUCUCCAAAUGUGGUGACAUUUGUAGGUUUGAUUGACGGGUUUUGUAGAGAGAAGGGAGUGGAAGAAACGAAGGAUGUUAUUGGGAGAUUGAAAGAGAAGGGAUUUGCUAUUGACGAGAAGGCAGUUAGAGAGCAUUUAGACAGGAGAGGGCCAUUCUCGCCAUCGGUUUGGGAGGUUAUCUUCGGAAAUAAAAGCUCUCAGAAAUCGUUUUAGAUUCUCGCAAGCGUUGAGAUAUUUAAUAGCUUACCAGUGGAUUUAUGCAUAGAGGUUUGCCUUUUGAAAAUACAUCCCGAAGUAUUACAAUAAGAUAUGUCAGGACUCUAGCCAUGCAUUUGGGCCUCUUUUCAAUGACACAACUGUUUAUUUGAUAGGGCUCCUCUUGGGUUGGGGAUGCCCAAAAUUUUUCUCAUGUUGUAUAUUUCAACCUAUUGAUCAUACAUAGGUUAUGGUAAGUGUAUAUGUCCAAAUAGCCAAAUUAUAGAAGGGUUAAAAUACUUUUGAGAGCUUUUAUUUGUUGUCUUUCCACCAUACAAAGUGAGACCUGUCACAUAAAUGGUUUGGAUUUGGAAGAUGACCCAGAUUCAACAGCUGAACUCCUGUGUCAUAUUGCAAUACGUUGGCAUGUGUUCAAGCAAACCUCUUACAUUUAAUGGUUAUUGAGUAAAACUUUAUUAGAGCAGUUUUUGUAAACGUAAUAAUAAUAAUAAUUA